AUGGAGUCAAGCCGCACAAAACCUUCGCACAGAAGACGGCGGGAUUCGUCCCGGUCUUCCCAGCGCACAGAAGAUCGCAAGCAACGCACAAGGUCGCGCGAAGAUUCUCUUGAACGACGGAAGGAGCCACGAUCAGGACGCGACCGCUCACACGAGCGACGAUCGCAUCGACACAGCAGAGACGGCGACUCCGAUCGCUACAGAGAAUCUCAUCACAGGCGAGAACGACGAGAACGGGAUGCGGAUGAUUCUGGAAGCGAAGCAAGAAGUUCAAGACGGGAGCGCAAGCACAGAGACCGCUCUCGCUCUCGAGACGACAAGGAUCGAUCACACCGGCGCCAUCGCUCUGGAUCUCCACCCGCCAAGAAGCGACGAGCGCGAUCACGCAGCGCUUCGAGAUCACCACCCAAGUCUGAAGUGAAGAGAUCUCGAGCGCCAUUACCGUCUCAAAAUGACUCUUUCCGCGGCGAAGUCGCACCAGGCGAGGCACCUCCUCCAGAAAAGCAGAAGCCCAACUUCAAGCCCACCGGACUCCUGGCCAAAGAAGCCAACACAGUCGCCGGCACAACGACGGUCCUCAAAUACAACGAACCUCCUGAAGCGCGAAAGCCCUCGUCCAAAGAGCAAUGGCGCAUGUACAUCUUCAAAGGAAAAGACUUGGUCGACACAGUCUACCUCUAUCAACGCAGUGUCUGGCUCAUGGGUCGUGACCAGAGAGUCACGGAUCUACCGAUCGAGCAUCCGAGUGUGAGCAAGCAGCAUGCGGUGAUUCAAUUCAGAUAUGUUACGAGCACGAAUGAGUACGGAGACCGGGCGAGUAAGGUCAAGCCGUAUUUGAUUGACUUGGAGAGCACGAAGGGAACGAAGUUGAACGGAGAGAAGGUGGAGGCAAGUCGGUAUGUGGAGUUGAGAGAUCAGGAUGUCAUUGGGUUUGGAGAUAGUGAGAGGGAGUAUGUCAUGAUGUUGCCGGAGAAGUAG
This is a messenger RNA of Zymoseptoria tritici IPO323, 978 nucleotides long. RefSeq lists its product as uncharacterized. NCBI's taxonomy places the organism in Eukaryota, Fungi, Ascomycota, Dothideomycetes, Mycosphaerellales, Mycosphaerellaceae. The transcript has a single exon. Gene Ontology annotation, cellular component: nucleus. Gene Ontology annotation, biological process: maintenance of RNA location; mRNA splicing, via spliceosome. Bases 1 to 978 code for a protein of 325 amino acids. The record is from RefSeq and is a predicted model, not a curated record. Gene Ontology annotation, molecular function: mRNA binding; protein binding.